CAUCCCCUCUACUACUCCCCUUCAAUGACACCCAAUUUAUCAACACCAAUUUCCAAAAGAUCAAAACCAAAAUAUUUAGUAAGAAAAGAGAGGCUAUGAAGAAGAGAUUGAAGGCGGAUUUGACUGAGAUUAAGAAGAUCAAGAGCAAGUAGUAAAGAGAAAUGGAAGAAAUUUAACCAAAAGCACGGUCUAGAAGAACAGGACGAUUCCAUAGUUGAGAAGAAACUCCCCAAACGUUCAGAUCGCCCAGACCAGAAAUUCAGCAGGAAAAGGACCAAAAUUUGGCAAAGUGAUAACUUUUACAAACCAAACCCAAAGAAGAGCUAUAAGGGUAUGAAAAUAUCUAAAACGAAAACGUUCCUGAAUCUGAAGACUUCGAAUAUGCCGAUGCAUAGUCCUUUACUCUCAAAACGUUAGAAAGUUGUUUGAAACUUGUAAAUUUUUUUUAAAUUUUGAAAUCCUG
This is a messenger RNA of Moneuplotes crassus, 463 nucleotides long. Lineage: Eukaryota; Ciliophora; Spirotrichea; Euplotida; Euplotidae. The record is from the annotation of a GenBank genome assembly.